CCGGCGAGGACUGUUGGCGUGAAUGAAGAUGGCGGCGUCCGGCAGCGAGCACGCGACUGUUAUUCCAGGAGGUUUUACAGUGUUGUCACUGAAGUUCAGAGAAGAAGAUGCUGCAGCUCAUCAGCUGUGUGUUAAAGAACAUCGAGUCCGAUCCGAGAAAAACAUCAACAGACCUCAAGACAGAACACUCUUCAUCCUCAACAUCCCUCCAUACUGCACACAGAGUGUGGUCACAGAUAUGUUCCAGCAGUUUGGAGCAAUCGAGUCUGUAGAGCUGUGUGAGAGACCAGGAGAGAGUAAAUCCAGCUCCAGUAACCUGUCCAAACUCUUCAGACCUCCAGAGAAAUAUUGUUUCAGAGUGGGGUAUGUGGUGUUUAAAAAGGCCUCCAGUGUGACAGCAGUGAAGUGUCACCCACAGAGCAGCCCACUCAUCGUCUCCACUAAAGAACGGCCCGUCAAAACCGGCAUUGACAAGUGGAUCGAGCAGUAUUCACAAUCAGUGAUUCCAGGUCAGACUCUGCAAACAGCCGUCGAUGACUUCAUGAAUGAGUUUGACAGACAAAAGAAAGAGGAGGAGCGUCUGAAGGUGGCGGAGGAGGUGGAGGAGGAGCAGGAGGAGGAGGAGGAGGAGGGCUGGGUCAAAGUGAAGAAGGGCAUUCGUGGCGUUAAGGCCCGCCCACACAGCCAGGCGGCCAAUGAGAAAACGCUUCGGAAAGAAAAAGCUAAGAGCGAACGGAAGGAGCUGGUGAACUUUUACUCGUGGCAGCACAGAAACACUCAGAAAGAACAUCUCGCUGAGCUGAGGAAGAAGUUUGAAGAAGACAAACAGAAAAUUGCUUUACUGCGAGCGCAGAGGAAAUUCAAACCCUACUAACAAACAUUUACCCACAUUCCCCUGCACGCUAUACUUAUAACAUAUGACAUCAUCUCUGUUAACACAAACUCUGAAGCCGUUCUGUUGAAUUUUCCUAUUUGUGUGAGUUUUUUGUACUACAGUUGUUCUAAAUUGUGCGACUUAAAUAAAGAAGUUUAAACCCCACU
Triplophysa dalaica is the source of this 1041-nucleotide messenger RNA. RefSeq names its product ribosomal RNA-processing protein 7 homolog A-like. Gene Ontology annotation, biological process: rRNA processing; ribosomal small subunit assembly. The record is from RefSeq and is a predicted model, not a curated record. NCBI's taxonomy places the organism in Eukaryota, Metazoa, Chordata, Actinopteri, Cypriniformes, Nemacheilidae. Gene Ontology annotation, molecular function: nucleic acid binding. The coding region runs from base 23 to 874 and encodes 283 amino acids. The transcript has 7 exons. Gene Ontology annotation, cellular component: CURI complex; UTP-C complex.